ACCAUUGGCUAGAAUACCGUAAACGUAAGGAUAGGCUGCGUCUUCAGAGACAUAAACUCUUUCUCUCUCUCUCUCUCUCUCUCUCUUUCUUCUUAUCCUCAAGUUUCUCCUGUCAUUUUUCCCUUUGUCUCUCAUUCUUGUUGCCUUGACAUUGCCACCGUUUUGUUGACAUCUUGUAAUUUAUAGACAAAAGGAAUAUUCGUAUUGUCUUUCUAGUAAGAUUCAAUAUUGUGUGUUUUAUACGAUACAACUACAUCAAUCAUUCAUGGACUGUUACAUUUACAUUGUAACUCUUAGUGUCAAUCUGUUUCUUUUGUAAAAACUUGUUGCCUUUUAUAGUAGAAACAACUCAACAAGUUUUAUCAAAUUUUUUUUUUUUUUGGAUUCUGUUAUCAGAACUAAGAAAGCCAUGACAGAUAAGGGAGACAAACUAGUUGGAUUAAUUGACGGCGCACCUAAGGAGAGCUCCAGAAGUUCUGGAAAGAUGGGCGCUAACUCUAGGACAAGCAGGGUUUGGAUCGUUGUUGCAAUUCUCUUCAUCGCAGCGUCUAUAGCGUUAGCUGGAUAUAUUAUCUAUGUUAAAGUUGUUGAAAAACCAACUCCAAGACCUAUGACGGAAACAGAAAUGAUUCGAAGAUACCCGCUGAUGUUUCGAACACCCGGGGAGCAGGAAAUAUUUGAGAAAAACUUCUUUGAAGGAAAUUCAUUCGAAAAUCUUAAAAUGGUAGAAAAUUUGACGGAUCCAAACACGCAGUUUUGUUCCUUCAGUUGCUCGAGUUAUAGACAGAAUGUCCCAAAUCGCAAGAGAUCUAUAGGUGCGCACCUUCCAUUGAUGGAAUGGAUCACUUUGUACAAGUCUAUUCAUGCAAUGACGAAAAGGGACGUAACCACACCCCUGGGGCCUAACAUUUACCAUGGAUGCUGCAUUUCGCGCCAUUAUUUUAUAAGUCCUGACUUUGGACUCACUGUAGCUGGCAGCAACUAUACAUUGGUUCAAUACGACGAUCGCAGGCAAUAUUUCCCUUCACAAGUUUGCAAACAUGCCAAAGACUGCAAAGGUUGCGGCUGUGCUCAAGAAACAAGUCUUUUCUCAGCCAUUGUGGUCAAUCCUCAGUACCCGCACGACAGCGAUGACUCGUACACCAUGGUAGCCAUCAAGUUACCCGGAUGUUGUAAAUGUUUCAACAACUUGGCAUCGCCAUGAGGCACUUGAAUUUUCGUCAUCAUGUCGGUCGGCGGUGUAAAUAUCUCAUACAAGAGACAUCUUCGAAUCAAAGUGCACUGUAAAUUUUGUUUAAUGUUGCAAUGUUGUUGGACAUAUAUUUUAUAUUGUUGGACGGAUAGAACUGUCAUAUAAACAAUGAAACUAGUUGAUGGCUUUUCAGUUAACACAAUUGAAAGAAGUAGGUAUAGUAAAGGCCAAUCAUCGGGGCAAUCAAGGUAAACUAGACAAUGUCAAGGUCACCAAACUGAAUUUCAAGGUUAUCUUUUUACCUUUACCUUUACCUAUCCCUUAGUCUGUUGGACCGUUGGGGCACCAAGCAAGACUUGUCGACCGACUUUCUCCAUUCCUCCCUGUCUUUUGCCUUGUUUAGAGCCUCUUUUCAUGGCAGGUCUGUCUAUUCUUGUACACUGUCCUCCCAUCGCUUUCUCUGUCUGCCUCUUCUUCUUUUUUCCUGGUACUGUUCCCUGAAGGAAGGUCUCAGCGAGCCCAGAAGAUCUUGUAUCUAUACACAGAAACUCUUAGAAGAUAGUUCUAUAGUGCUAAAUUAGUUGUUUUUUUUUAAUGCACACUAAUUAACGUUUCGAAGAUUUUCAUACAUGGCAGUAAAAGUAUUUGGUGUAUCCCAUUAAAAAAUGUGUUAAUAAGCUAGAUUUGAUGCUAAGAUUAACUGCCACGCAUUGGGAUAGUGUUAAAAUUAUGGCUUAAUUUUUUUAAAAAUUUAGUUGGUACCAGAGUAGAUCAAUAUGUCAUUGAAAGCUAUUCUAAUUCUUGCAAAAAGCUGAAUGGAAAGAAGGCAGCUUGUAAACAGAUCAUGUGUGGUGCCCCAUAGCAGCCCCCAAUGAUCUAAAAGACUAAGUGUCAUGUUUAUCAGGACGUUUUAAAACACGUUCCCAUAAUUCAUUGCCACCAUAAAGUAUUGGAUUGAGCUCAUCGCAGUGGCGUAGCUAGGGUGGGGGGAGGAGGGGGGAGAAUUUGAAAAUCCCCCCCCCCGGGCCCCUACUUGAGAGGGGACCCAAAUGAGUGUUUUUUACAUUAAAAAUUAAAUAUAUCGCAAAAUGCAGGGGCCCCAAAGAGGUCAAACCCCCCGGGCCCCCAAACGAUGGAAAAUUCCUAGCUACGCCCCUGGUUCAUCGCGACAGAAGGCUCAAAUAGAUUUGUAUUACAUGUUACAUUCCAUGUUGACUAUGCUAGAAUUGAAUGGUGUGAAAGCUAUUUUAGUUUAGACGUGACGCCGAUUCGUCCCACUGUGUUUAUUAGUUUCAGAUACACAUUGUAUGUUUCUUAACAUCCUGAAACAUUAUGAUAUCUACUGUAUGAACGUUGUGUUUAGUUUGUUACUUUGUGUGUGGUGUGUGAAUGCAGUGCGGGCGUUGUGCGGGUGUGUUUUUUUUAUGACAAGGCAAUAAACAAAUGUAUUUUUUUAAAUAUAA
This is a messenger RNA of Biomphalaria glabrata, 2655 nucleotides long. RefSeq lists its product as uncharacterized. NCBI's taxonomy places the organism in Eukaryota, Metazoa, Mollusca, Gastropoda, Planorbidae. The record is from RefSeq and is a predicted model, not a curated record. The transcript is spliced from 8 exons. The coding region runs from base 410 to 1204 and encodes 264 amino acids.